CUCGCCCCUCCCCCCGCUUCGACCCGCAGCCCCACGGCCGCGCCGCAGAAUCGGGCUCUUCAGGCACAGACGGACUUGUGCAGAGCGGAGUGGGAAGAUUGGACUUUGCGGUGGAAGCAGCAUCCUUGUGGUCUGGGACCAGGCGGAGGGCGACCCCACCCUAGGGGGAGCAGAAGACCCGCCCUGACCUAGCGCGGCCCAACCUAGUUCUGCCCGGCCUGAGAGCCCCGCCCAGGAGCCGGCUCUGUAGCAGAGCCCGCUGGAAUCUGGGAGAUGCAAAGACUUACGGCCAGGAAGGUGUAAUUGCUCGCCCACGGCCUCAACACUCGGGGCGCCGCCACACUGGGAACCGACCGAGGCGCUCGAGCCCCACGGCUGGCGGGCGGAAGGUGACCAGCUCCCUGCGCCCGGCAGCGCGGCCAUCAUGGACAAGAUCCUGGAGGCCGUGGUGACGUCGUCGUACCCGGCCAGCGUGAAGCAGGGGCUCGUGCGGCGCGUGCUGGAGGCGGCGCGGCAGCCGCUGGAGCGGGAGCAGUGCCUCGCGCUGCUGGCUCUGGGCGCGCGCCUCUACGUGGGCGGCACGGAGGAGCUGCCGCGCCGCGUGGGCUGCCAGCUGCUGCACGUGGCCGGCCGCCACCACCCCGACGUCUUCGCCGAGUUCUUCAGCGCGCGCCGCGUGCUGCGCCUGCUGCAGGGCGGCUCGGGCCCGCCGGGGGCCCGCGCGCUGGCCUGCGUGCAGCUGGGCCUGCAGCUCCUGCCCGAGGGGCCCGCGGCCGACGAGGUGUUCGCGCUGCUGCGGCGCGAGGUGCUGCGCACCGUGUGCGAGCGCCCCGGGCCCGCCGCCUGCGCGCAGGUGGCCCGGCUGCUGGCACGGCACCCGCGCUGCGUGCCCGACGGCCCGCACCGCCUGCUCUUCUGCCAGCAGCUGGUGCGCUGCCUCGGCCGCUUCCGCUGCCCCGCCGAGGGCGAGGAGGGCGCCGUGGAGUUCCUGGAGCAGGCCCAGCAGGUGAGCGGGCUCCUGGCGCAGCUGUGGCGCGCGCAGCCCGCUGCCAUCCUGCCCUGCCUCAAGGAGCUGUUCGCCGUCAUCUCCUGCACAGAUGAGGAGCCACCAUCUAGCGCCCUGGCCAGCGUGGUCCAGCACCUGCCGUUGGAGCUCAUGGAUGGCGUUGUCCGGAACCUCAGCAAUGAUGACAGCGUGACGGACGCCCAGAUGCUCAUGGCCAUUAGCAGGAUGAUCGACUGGGUGUCCUGGCCCCUGGGGAAGAACAUCGACAAGUGGAUCAUUGCCCUGCUGAAGGGCCUGGCUGCCGUUAAGAAGUUCAGCAUCUUGAUCGAGGUCUCGCUCUCCAAAAUCGAGAAGGUUUUCUCCAAGCUGCUGUACCCCAUCGUGCGGGGAGCCGCCUUGUCUGUCCUCAAGUACAUGCUCCUGACUUUCCAGCACUCCCAUGAGGCCUUCCACCUGCUCCUGCCUCACAUCCCGCCCAUGGUCGCCUCCCUGCUCAAGGAGGACUCGAACUCGGGGACCAGCUGCCUGGAGCAGCUGGCAGAGCUGGUCCACUGCAUGGUGUUCCGCUUCCCGGGCUUUCCGGACCUGUAUGAGCCUGUCAUGGAGGCCAUCAAGGACCUCCAUGUUCCUAACGAGGACCGCAUCAAGCAGCUGCUGGGGCAGGAUGCCUGGACCUCCCAGAAGAGUGAGCUGGCUGGCUUUUACCCCCGGCUCAUGGCCAAGUCCGACACAGGCAAGAUUGGCUUAAUCAACCUGGGCAAUACCUGCUACGUGAACAGCAUCCUCCAGGCCUUGUUCAUGGCUUCCGACUUCAGGCACUGCGUGCUCCGUCUGACCGAGGACAACUCGCAGCCCUUGAUGACCAAGUUGCAGUGGCUCUUCGCCUUCCUGGAGCACAGUCAGCGGCCCGCCAUUUCCCCGGAGAACUUCCUCUCUGCCUCCUGGACACCCUGGUUCAGCCCCGGCACCCAGCAGGACUGCUCCGAGUACUUGAAGUACCUGUUGGAUCGGCUGCACGAAGAGGAGAAAACGGGCACCAGGAUCUGCCAGAAGCUCAAGCAGUCGAGCACGCCCUCCCCGCCGGAGGAGCCCCCCGGCCCCAGGUCGACCUCAGUGGAGACGAUGUUCGGAGGCAAGAUAGUGACACGGAUCCGCUGUCUGCGCUGCCUCAACGUCUCCUCCCGCGAGGAGGCCUUCACCGACCUCUCCCUGGCCUUUCCGCCGCCCGAGCGCUGCCGCCGCCGCCGCCGCCUGGGCUCGGUGCUGCGGCCCGCGGAGGAGGUGAGGGCCCAGGCCGCCGGCAGGGCGGGCGCCGGGCGGCAGCGCAAGGUCUGCAUCGCCGGCGACGCCGCGCCUCCCGUGCUGCACAUCGACGGCCUGGGCGCCGAGAGGGAGGAGGACGCGGAGGCGGAGAGGGACGAGGGAGGCGCGGCGGAGGAGGAGGGGGAGGAAGGCCCGCGGGGGGAGCAGCAGCCGCCGCCGCCACCGCAGAAAGAGGAGGAGGAGGAGAGGGAGGAGGAGGAGAAGGUGGAGAAGGAGAAGGAGGAGACGGAGAAGGAGGAGGACACCUCGGGCCCCGGCACCCCAGGCGCUGCCGCCGCCCCGUCCAGCCCCGAGGGCUCCCGCUCUGUCCUGGACCUGGUCAACUACUUCCUGUCGCCCGAGCGGCUGACGGCCGAGAACCGCUACCGCUGCGAGUCGUGCGCCUCCCUGCAGGACGCCGAGAAGGUGGUGGAGCUGAGCCAGGGGCCGCGCUACCUCAUCCUCACGCUGCUGCGCUUCUCCUUCGACCUGCGCACCAUGCGGCGCCGCAAGAUCCUCGACGACGUCGCCAUCCCGCUGCUGCUCCGCCUGCCGCUGGCCGGCGGCCGGGGCCAGGCCUACGACCUGUGCAGCGUCGUGGUGCACUCGGGCGUGUCCUCCGAGAGCGGCCACUACUACUGCUAUGCCCGGGAGGGCGCGGCCCGGUCCGGGGCCGCCGACAGGCCCGAGCCCGAGAACCAGUGGUACCUGUUCAAUGACACCCGGGUGUCCUUCUCCUCCUUCGAGUCCGUCAGCAACGUCACCUCCUUCUUCCCCAAAGACACGGCCUACGUGCUCUUCUACCGGCAGCGGCCCGGGGACGGACCAGCAGCCGAGCCCGGGUCGCCCAGAGUGCGCGCCGAGCCCACCCUGCACAAGGACCUGAUGGAAGCCAUUUCCAAAGACAACAUCCUGUACCUGCAGGAGCAAGAGAAGGAGGCCCGGAGCCGAGCAGCCUACAUCUCGGCCCUCCCCGCAUCUCCCCACUGGGGGAGGGGAUUUGACGACGACAAGGAUGAGGACGAAGGCUCUGCGGGAGGCUGCAACCCUGCAGGUGGCAAUGGCGGUGACUUCCAUAGACUGGUCUUCUAAUGGCAACCCUCCUGCAGCGUGUUUCUACCUGUGGGGCAGCAGAGCCAAUGGGGGGAGGCCUCAGCCCCUCCCUCUUGAGAGCCGGAUGGGGCCUUCAGGGCCCAGGCUGAGCUGCUCUGCCAGGUGGGGUCAGAGGCGGCCUUGGGGGCAGGCUCAGUCUCUGUGUAGGCCCUUCGAGGGCACAGGGCUGCAGAAGGAAGCUUCUGGAACGUUGGCCCUGUCACCUUGGUAGAGAUGCAGAUGUGAGGUCCAAGCUUCUUGGACCUCAGGCCCUGAUGCUGGCAUCGGCUACGUUAAGAUUUCACUCCCAAGUGUCCUGGCUGACUUGCAGCAGCCUCCCUGGGCAGGCGGUGGGCUUGGCCUCUCCCUGCAAGGAGCCUGCCCUGGGAUAGGGGACCUCGCUCGGGACGCGGGCCUGGGCAUCGCCUCCAGUGCCUGGCUCAGGUCGCCUUUCCCUUCAGCCCCUCUUGGCCAGUUCUGGCUCCAGCAUGAAAAGCACACCGGGAUCCACGCCUGUGCAUGGGCUGGGGCUGUGGGCUGCCUCUGGCUGCCCUCCAGCUGUUCUGAGGUCUUAGGGGCGAGGCAGGUGCACGCCUCCGCAGUUGGCCCUUUUGAGAGCAGUGCAGAUGGGAAGUGGCCUGACCCAGGACCGGCCCCAGGUCUCCCAUUGGGUCCUCCGUCCCCACACCAGGUGUUGUGCCACAGGGAAAGCCUUCGCCCCUCCCAGCCUCGCCCGCCUCAGUGCCUGAGAUGCCACCAUUAGCAUCGCCCCCUCCCCCGCUCUGGUUGAGGUAGAGGGGCUUUAUUUUCCUGCAAAGAUGUUUCUCACGAAGCCACAGUCUGUGUGGCGGCAGCUGGCUGGCUUGGCUGCUCUGAGCUUGGCGGCUGUGUGAGGGCUGCCUCCAUGGGCCCUGACACUGCUGUAGCCCCCUCAAAAUGGAGAGGAGAAACUCGUGUUCUUGAACAGGAAUAAAGCUAGGUUCUCUGAUGCCUGGGAAAGCUGUCGUUCUUCCUGCCUCGGCGGCUGUGAUGUGCUCUGUCCGCUUGCUCUCCUCCCUGCCUGGGAAGUUGGAUGGCCCUCCUUGCUCCUCAAGGUGAGGUGAGGACACACCUGGUGACAGACCUGGGCACUGGUGCUGGGCCUCGGAGGACCGAGCAGGAGGCACCCAGUGGGACACAGCAGAGAGUACUUUGC
Molecule: messenger RNA, 4595 nt
Organism: Lepus europaeus (European hare)
Lineage: Eukaryota; Metazoa; Chordata; Mammalia; Lagomorpha; Leporidae
Gene: USP35
Product: ubiquitin specific peptidase 35
Exons: 11
Coding region: 425-3400 (991 amino acids)
Biological process (GO): protein deubiquitination
Cellular component (GO): cytosol; nucleus
Molecular function (GO): cysteine-type deubiquitinase activity; cysteine-type endopeptidase activity
Source: RefSeq, a predicted model, not a curated record